CGCUGAACAAGUUCAAAUAAGUUAGUAUCCUUAAUAAGACAUGGACCGGCAUCUUUGAUACAGUACCCUUGGUGUGGUCUGAUACAGGCAGUAUAUAAAAUCCCCCAAACGCCCUGGUACGGCAGAGAGUGGGGAGAGUCCGCUCUUCCUCUCGAAAUACUCUCACACGGCCACGCGUAUACAGCCUCUGCCAGGGAAGUCCUACUCAUUGCCUUCUCAUGGCGGGGGUGUUGUUUACGAAAACGAGAGGACGAAAAGCGAAUGUCCGGCGCUUUAACCGGACCCAAAACCAAUGGUGCACAUAGGCUCUAGUAUCCUGCGGGAACAAAUGGCGUAUGAACCAAUCGUUGGUCAUCAGCUACCAUGGGACUGCAUCUCCUUACGAUGCUCCACUGCCUUGUGGGUUAGACCUUUAGGUCAAAGGCUCGUGGUGUGGCCCCCUAAGAUAACCGCCUGCUUCGGUCUGAGCACCCGGGCAGUAUCACGGCCCACACACAAAUAUGAUGAACUGCCUAUAAUUAUGGAAACUACUUUACUUGCUUCCACUAACAAUCAAAUGAUUCAAAUUAUUAUUAUUAUUAUUUACCACAUUAUUCACCCUCUUUUAUACUUAUACAGCGGCGCGUCUUUGGUGGAAAUUCGACUGUAUCUAAACGUUCUCGAGUCACCGUCCGGUUGAAAAUUGUAUAUUACUACUGAUUAUGAGUACUGAAGCGGUUUUUCUGAAACCACGUGCACCAUUCAAACAGGCUGCCUUCAACGUUCGCACACUUAUGCAGGUUAGACAACAGAUAGGGCUGGCUAUGUGUUUGGAAAGUCUUAAUAUCGAUGUCUGCUGUCUAUCAGAGGUUCGUAUUCAAGACUCUAGUGAAGUACUAGAAAUUCGCUCUUUGUCUGUCGCUUCGAAAAGCUUGUUUUACGUGCGCUUAUCCGGGGACCCUGUGGCAUCUUCGUCUGGUCUUGCUGGCGUUGGUGUCACACUAAGCGCUAGAGCUGAGAUAGCACUAAUCGAUUGGAUCCCCAUUAACAGUCGGCUAUGUGCUGUUAGAUUAAAAAGUUCCAUCAAAGUGAGAAGAAAUCGGCGUAAGAAACGAUGUCUUUUCGUCAUCACCGCCUAUGCCCCGACAGAUUGCAGCCCGGAUGCAAUCAAGGAUGAGUUUUACCACCAGUUAUCUGUUCUUCUCCACAAAGUGCGUUCGACAGAUAUUGUAGUACUAGCCGGAGACUUGAAUGCUCAGGUCGGGCGUCUAGACACAGAAGAGAGGACUCGUUGGUCGCAGGUCAGAUAACGGGGACCGUCUACUGCAACUGUGCACAGACCACAACCUGUUUCUGGCUAGCACUAACUUUCGGCAUAGUCAUCGCCGAUCUGCCACCUGGCGUUCUCCCUCUGCAUCCCAAGCCUGGACUCAGAUUGAUCACAUCGCGAUCAGUUACGCUGGCGUGGUUGUGUACAAGACUACCGCCCCUUUUGGAGUACCUAUCUCGACUCUGACCAUGCCUUGGUCUGCGCCAAUCUUACCUUUUCAGUGGACAACGAAGUGACCCCCACCACCGGAUUGAUGUUAGCAAGCUGGUAGCAACUUCUGUUGCAAGUAAGUAUCGAACCGAGCUAGUUUCUAGGAUAGCUACCAUUCCACCGAAAAGUAUAGAUGAGCACUGGCUGCAAUUGCAUGACGCCAUGAAAAUGGCGGGUACAGUCAGUUGUGGGUUUGCGAAACGUCCCGCUUUUAAGCACUGGGUUUCUUCUGGUUCCUUACAACUCAUUGAAGCCCGUCGGUCUACUCCGGGUGACCGUGAGUUUGACCACAAACGAAGGAUGUUAUGUAAGGAAAUUGGGAAAAGCUUGCGUAAGGACCGAGAAGCCUGGUGGUCGGAGCAUGGUAAUGAGCUGGAAGCAGCGGCUGCAUAUGGUAACUACCGGAAGCUCUUCCAACUCAUCCGAGCCACUGGCAGCAAGAAGUCUGGUGUGAGCGAAACUAUCUGCGAGAAUGAUGGGAUGCCAAUCACUAACAUCCAUUGACGUCUUGGACGAUGGGCAGAAUUUUUCGAAGGGCAGUUCAACUGGCCUGCUGCUCCGACAACAUCGGUCAGAAUGUCCUGCACUCCAUGGCCGGUGACGACUGAUCCACCAAAUGAGGCGGAAGUCCGCAAGGAACUCCAACUCUUGAAGCGUUACAAACCACCUGGCCCAGAUGACUUACCUCCGGCUUUUUUUAAAGAUGGUGGUGACUUUCUGACUAAGGAAUUGACGACGUUGUUUACAAAGGUUUGGGAGCUAGAGAGUGUACCAACGUCAUGGAGUGAGUCGAUAGUUGUCCCUAUCUUUAAAAAGGGUUCACUUCGUUCCUGUUACAACUAUCGGAGGAUAAGUCUACUUCCGAUUGCGUCCAAGCUAUUGGCUUCCGUCAUACUUCGUAGGUUGUUCAAAACCCGAGAAAGAUUGACUCGCGAGGAGCAGGCUGGGUUUCGUUCUUGUCGAGGAUGUAUUGAUCAUAUCUUCACCCUCCGCCAAAUGUUAGAACACCGCCAUACUUAUCAAAGGCCAACAAUCGUAGUGUUUCUUGACAUCAGGGCUACCUUCGAUUUGUUGGAUAGGACUGUUCUCUGGGAUUGUCUAUUGAAGAAGGGUGUGCCUGAGAAGUUUAUUAACAUCCUAAAAGCCCUAUAUACAAACACUUUAAACAGAGUGAGGGCAUACAACCACCUCACUCCAUUGUUUCAUUCAAACAGUGGGGUUAGACAGGGUUGCCCAAUCUCACCAUUCCUCUUCAACUUUGCCAUCCAUGACAUUCUGUAAACAGCGCUGAUGGAUGUAAGUAAUGGCGGUGUGGAUCUGUUGCCUGGAGAAAGACUUCUGUACUUCGAGUAUGCGGAUGAUAUUGUCUUACUGUACAAUAAUACCCAAGGCAUGCAAUCCGCACUUAAUUAGUUGGCAAUCAGUGUCCGUAGGUAUGGUAUGUGCUUUGCACCUUCGAAGUGCAAAGUACUUCUACAAGACUAGCAGGAUUCUAAUACUCACCCUGGACGGUGAGCAGAUAGAAGUCGAGAAGUCCGUGUAUCUAGGUAGCUGCAUAAGUGCUGGUGGGGGUGUGAGUGAUGAGCUCAAUGCACGUAUAGUGAAAGCCAGAGCGGCUUAUGCCAAUCUGGGCCACCUUUGGCGCCUCCGUGAUGUUAGUCUGGCUGUAAAAGGUCGGAUCUACAACGCGUCGGUGAGAGCAGUUUUGCUCUAUGCUUGUGAAACCUGGUCUCUCCGAGUUGAGGACAUUAGACGACUCUCUGUGUUCGAUCAUCGUUGUCUCCGGGGGAUUGCUGACAUCCAGUGGCAACACCAUGUUAGUAAUGCAGAGGUUCGGCAUCGUGUGUUCGGGCACAGAGAUGAUAAUGCAAUCGAUGUCACCAUCUUGAAACACCGACUUCGGUGGCUUGGACAUGUUCUACGAAUGUCGUCCCAGAGAAUUCCACGUCGUGCAUUAUUUGCCGACUCUGGGACUGGUUAGAAGAAGCGGAGAGGUGGUCAGCGCAUGACAUGGUGUCGUGGCAUGAAAGAAAGCUGCAAAGGACUGGCUUGUGUUGGUCCUUCACGACUCCCCGGUUGGGGUCCGAGAGAUGGUGCUACACAGUGGCUAGAGACGUUAUCAGAUAUGGCUUAGAAUAGAAGCUAGUGGCGAUCCUGCUGUAACCUUCUUUUACUUUCUUCAUAAAAAAGUGGUUGUGUCUCCCUUAACUGAAAGACUUCUUCUGAUUGUAGCUUUCCGUUCCUUCAUUAUUACUACACUACCCUACACCAAUCCCUUCGUUAUUGUUUUCUUUUUUUUACACUCCUUACCUUUUUUUCUCUUCGAAUUCUCAUUGUUUUGUGUGGUGCAUAUAUAUUGGCGCUCUCUUGUACCAAUAUUUGUGUUCAAAUAAAUAAAUAAAAUAAAUUUGGAUACUCGGCGAGGUAACCAUAACGCACAAAAACCUUUGGCAGCUGCUGCGUUGCAAUGUGUAGUUGUUUUGAAGUCGCGACUUACUUUUGUGUUCCUGUACUUAUGGAAGCAAUGUACCGUUGAUAGCAUACUGGUAACUAUUAUCAUGCCCAAUGUGCAUGAGCACACUCUUACUGAAGUUAAUUCCUAACCUCCAGAUUUAGGACCAUCUAACUAGUUGGUUUAAGACAGCUUGGAGGUCGAGUGACCAGUCUCACUUCUUACUGCUCUCCAGAUUUUGACAUCGUCCGCAGACAAUAAUGACGAUGAACUAAGAGAUCGCGGUAAUUUAUUGACGUGGAGAAGGAGAAGUAGAAGACCUUAGAUGGUGCUUCCAUCCAGGUAGUGUCCCAUUUACUCUCACUUUCUGUCUUCGACCGCAGAGGAAGUUUCUCAUCCAUUCCUGUAUAUUACCAGCUAUUCCGAAUCUCGAGAGCUUCUGCAUAAGACCUAAGUGAGAGACCUUACCAAAUGCUUUGCUUAAGUCUAUGAAUAUAUCAACAGCACACUGUUAUCUUGGGCUGCUGUCCAAUCCUCUCUCGCAAUAAGUAAUUUGCCUAAAAAUGAAUGCUUAUAUCGAAAACUGUGUUGUUCGGGAGUUAACAGAUCGUAUGAUUCUAUGUGACUUAGUAAUUUAACCCGAAUCACCUUUUCAAGUAACUUAACCACUAUUUGGUCAGACUGACAGGCCUGCAGUUAGACACAAUCAGUCAGUAACAACGCAGAACUUCGUACGUACGUACAUCAGUUCAAGUUGCCACACCACAUUAGCACAGAGACGCAGUGAUCGACUCAAAUCCCGUAGAGCUAGAUGUAGUAAAAUUAAAAGCUGUAAUCAGAAAAAUUAGGGUUUGAAGAUGUUAUUCAAGGAGUAUAAUCCAGUGAAAUAAAUUUGGAAAGAGAAAAAAAGGGACAUGAAGAAUUCAGAAGAUUAGAAUUUAGGAGAACACAAAGAGUGGAUGCACCUGCGCCAUUGCAAACGAUUUUGAGCUAUGUCAUUCAGGGUCUCUAACUAUCGGUUGCUAUCAUCUCGCGGUCCCCAACCAGGUAGUCUACACC
Molecule: messenger RNA, 5030 nt
Organism: Schistosoma haematobium
Lineage: Eukaryota; Metazoa; Platyhelminthes; Trematoda; Strigeidida; Schistosomatidae
Exons: 1
Coding region: 2096-2800 (234 amino acids)
Source: RefSeq, a predicted model, not a curated record